This is a messenger RNA of Mercenaria mercenaria, 6878 nucleotides long. RefSeq lists its product as uncharacterized. The transcript is spliced from 11 exons. The record is from RefSeq and is a predicted model, not a curated record. The coding region runs from base 432 to 4559 and encodes 1375 amino acids. NCBI's taxonomy places the organism in Eukaryota, Metazoa, Mollusca, Bivalvia, Venerida, Veneridae. Gene Ontology annotation, cellular component: cytoplasm.
UAGUAUGUGAGAACGGACACAUGUCAAUCAAACAACUAUUACCAUUUUAACUUCUAUCUCCAGCACCAAUAUGAAAAGUGCAUUUAGAUGAAUAGCCAUGUAUACAGAGCUAUAUGAAGUUUUGAUUUAAGGAUUGUGUACCGAUCAUCGGUAUGUGGAGAGAUGACCACGUUUUAAAUCAACACAUUUUCCGAAAAGUGCUCCCUUUUUCUAAUUUUCUUACAAACUUUUUUCAGAAAAUUAUGAAAGCGCGAUGUUAUUGAUUCUACCUUCAUUGGAUGAUAAAGAUAAGUGCCAGUACGUACCGCAUUUACGGAAAAUCCUACUUUCGAUUUAAAACAUGAUUUAAAUAGGAACGUAUUUCGUUAUAUUUAUUAGAUUUAUAGUGAACUUAAGUCAAACGUUUUACGUAGGAUGAACAUUUGUUCAAGAUGGAUGACUUAACUGUGAGUUGUAACUGCUGUGGCAGGAAGGACGUAAACCUGAGAAGAUGUAGCCGAUGUCAAGAAGUAUACUACUGCACCAAAGUCUGUCAGACGAUAGACUGGCCGAAACACAAGGAAACAUGUGUUAAUACUUGUCAAAAUUCAAACACCAGUAAGACAAAAGAAGAAAAACGGAACGUCAAAGUUGCAAAACGAAAAAAAGGACGGAAAGUAAAACCUGAUGAAAUCGAUAAAAGUAAGCACAAAUGUGAAGAAGGGAAACGCGAUGGAAAGGCAAUCGCUGAUUGUUUUGAAACGGAUACAAUUCGAGAAGCCGUUGAUUCCACAAGCACAGAGGCAAGCAUGCGGGAAUGUUCUAAAGAAGAAGCUCGUCCGGACAAAACUGCGACUGAAAGUAUAUUUACUGACAAAAUUAAAUCAGAAUACAAAGACAAAAAUGACAUAGACAUAGAUCCGAAGAAAGAUUCUGGCGCUACUGAAAAAGACAGUGCAAGUGGAUUAGAAGAGAACCUUUGUGGACUUUGUGCAUCACCAGGGUGUUCAUCAAAAUGUUCCAGGUUCAAGGGGGUGUUCUACUGCUCGAAAGAGUGCCAGAGACAAGACUGGAAAAGACAUAAAAACAAAUGCGAAAAGAAAUUAAGUGAAGAAGAGGAGAGAAUUCUGGGAACCCUGAAGAGAAAACAAGAUAGCAUUCAGAAAUUUCAAAAGGAUAGCAACGAUAGCCAUACAGCCUUUAAUUUUAGAGGUCCCACCGAUCGUUUCUUCCAAACCCUUACACCAGAGCAAGCUCUCAGGAGAGCGACACGCCCUGGCGGUUCAUUGGCCAGGGCCGUUCGGCUGGCAAGAAUUUUUUUCCCUCUGUAUGAAGUCGUUACAGAAUUUGAUGAUAUCCCCUCAGAGCAAAGGUUUCCUUUCUUUCCCUUUAUGGUGCCUCCUAAAAGCGGAUACCUACUGGUGGCUUUUAUGUACAGGUACCAUGAGCAUGUGAUGAGACAUGGCGUUUAUCUGAAGGAUGCUUGGGACAGAGAGAGUAAGGUGGAAUUUUAUCUGGACGAUGAUAACCCAUUUCCGUUCUUCAGUUACUCGCAAGUUAAACCAGGCGGUUAUAUCAUUUUGGUAGAUCCCGUCAUGCACUUUUUUAUGGAUGGCACAGUCGGGAUACGAAUGGACAACCCGGAAGAUGUUAAAGUUCUGGAUAUUGAAACGUCGAUAUCGGUUACCCAUAUGGCGACUCCUCCUCCAGAAGACUGCGAGUGUUUUCCAAAAAAAAAUGAUGAAAAGCUUAAAAUGGGAGACUUAGAUGUGAGUUGUCACUAUUGUGAUAGGAGAGGUUUGGAUUUUCGGCGGUGCAGUCGGUGUAAAAGUGUGUAUUACUGCACCAAGGUUUGUCAGACCUUAGAUUGGUCAGGGCACAAAGGCACCUGUGUGAGUACAGUUCAAAAUUCAAACCGCAUUAAGAAAACGAAGGGCAGAAAGAAAGGACAAUAUACAAAAACUGAAGAAAUUAAAAUAAGCGAGAAUAUACUUGAAGACGAAGGUCACAUCUGUGAAAACUUGGGUACCCGCAGUUUUGACACGGAUAAAAUUCGUGAAGCCCUUGAUUUCGCAAAUACAAACAAAGAAUCUCAGGACAAUGAUAAAGAAGAAGCUGUUCUCCACAAAACAAAUGUUAAUAGUACAUUGGCACACCAAAUGGAGACUAAGUACAAGGACUUAAAUUUAAAUGAAUCUGAAACCAAUUAUGAGUGCAAUGUGACUACGGGUGACAUCAAUAGCUCUAGAGAAGAUCCAAAGUCAAAUUUUAACUCUGCUUCAAGUGUUAAAGGAAAUGAAUCACAUGAUGGCAGUAAACUAAACGACACGGAGAAUGACAGCACGAGUGGAUCAGAAAGAAACCUUUGUGGAUUUUGUUCUACGUCUGGGUGUUUAAAGAAAUGUUCGAGGUGCAAAGAAACAUUCUACUGCUCUAUAGAUUGUCAAAGACAAGACUGGGCCAAUCAUAAAAGCACGUGUAAAAAGAUAUUAACCGAAGAAGAUGAAAGAAUUCUGAGAUGCUGGAAAAAGAAACAAGAUCAUGUUGAAAUGCACAAGAAAAUGGAAAAAAAUGCAAAGCCACCAUACUCUUCCUUCGAGAAUUUUCUUGGCCCUGGCGACCGUUUUUACCAGACUCUCACACGGGAGCAAGCUCUUAAGAGAGCAACGCCCCCAGAGGGGUCGCUUUCCAAUGCUGUUAGGAUGGCGAGAAGAAUGUACUUUUCCCUGUAUGACGUCGUGACUGAUUUUGAUAACAUCCCUUCAGAGCCGAUGUUCCCUCUCUUCCCCUCCAUGAAGCCUCCUAGGAACGGAUACGUCCUAGUGGCUUUUAUAUACAGGUACCAUGAGCAUGCAAUGAGACAUGGUGUAUAUCUGAAGGACGCACGAGACAACGAGAGUAAGGUGGAGUUUUAUUUUGACCACCUUGGAGACAACCCCUUUCCAUUCUUCACUUACUCACAAGUGAAACCAGGCAAUUACAUUUGUCUUGAAGACCCAAUCAUGCAUAGGUUUAUGGAUGGAACAGUUGGAAUACGCAUUGACAACCCCGAACAAGUUCAAGUUCUAGAUAUCAAAAACGUUAUGAAAAUGAUUUCUUGUUUCCAUGUCCUUGCUAUACGACUGAGGGCCAGCUUCUUUGUUUUUGUUAUGCGAUUGACGAUUAUCUACACAUAUCGCCUUAUGGUGUGGCCAGUCGACACUCUGACACAACUUGGAGCAGUAAUAAACAGCGUAACAGCGGCCACAUUGCCUGAGAAAGUGAGAAUGGCGGAUUUGCGUAAGUGCUCCUACUGUCAUCAAGCAGACUCAAACCUAAAACGUUGCGGCCGAUGCCACAGUGUAUAUUACUGCUCUAAGACGUGCCAGACAUUGGCCUGGACUAAACACAAACACAGCUGUAAAAGUGUUUUGAGCAAUAGCAAUCAAGUUGCAGCAAGACAUGAAUUCGCAAUUAAGGGAGCGAGCGUUGAAGGAUAUAGGAGUAGAAGAAAACAGAGUAGCGAUACGUCUGAUCAUGGCAGACUUGUAGAACACUCUAGAAUAGAGAAAAGUGAAGUAGAAAUUGAAAACGAAACUACAGAGUCAAAAAUUAAAUCCUACAGAAAUACAGAUAUAACCGGCGAAUCUUUCGUCCAAUCGGAAAAUGUGAGCGAGCACUCUGGCGGAGCGGAGAAAGCCGACGAUCUUUGUAAUGAAAUGGAAUUCUUGAACAGAGCUGAAACACAUCGUAGUGGAUCAGUUAUAGGUACAAAACACUGCAGCGAAGCAGAAAAAGACGGCGAAUCCUCCAGUGUAUUUGUGAAGGACAGCUGCUCAUUCAGUGGAGUGGAUAGUGUGGAUACGUGUGCUUAUUGUUCAGCACCCGGGUGUUAUCAGAAAUGUUCACGAUGCAAAGAAAUGUUCUACUGUUCGAAAAGCUGUCAAAUAAAAGACUGGCCAUGUCACAAAGGCACUUGCGUAAAGAAACUGACCGCAGAAGAAAAGGAGAUUAUGAUGAUACACGAGAGGAAAAAGCAAGAAAGAGAAGAACACUUCAGACCCACCAUAAGAGAUGCUAAACUUAUGUAUGGUCAAAAUGCAGCUGUUGUUUGCCUUGAAAAUAAAAAUUUCGAAGGGCCGCCUGCACGAAUGUAUCAAAUGCUAACAUUGAAACAAGCGCUUUUAUUGGCUUCACGUCCUGCAGGAUCAUUGGAAAUGGCAAUCCGCAUUGCGAGAAUUCUCUUUCCUCUUCACCGCAUCGUGACAGAUUUUGAUGACAUCCCCUCAGAGAAUUGGUUUCCUUUUUUCCCCUUUUUGGUACCUCCUAAGGGACGGUACGUGCUGGUGGCGUUUAUGUACAGAUACCAUGAACAUGCCAUGAGACAUGGAGUGUAUCUGAAGGAUGCAGAAGACAAAAGAAGUAAGGUGGAGUUUUAUCUUGACCAUCUUGGAGACAACCCCUUUCCGUUCUUCAGAUACUCUCAAGUGAAACCAGGCAGUUACAUCUAUCUUAAGAACCCAGUCAUGCAUCAGUUUGGUGAUGGAUCUGUUGGUAUUCGAAUAGACAACCCGGAAGAAGUUAAAGUUCUGGAUACUUAAAUGGUCAUGAAAUAAGGAAUGGACACGUUUUCUAUCAUGGCCUUGUGCGCAGAAAAGUGCCCAACUCAGCUACAUCUUUUCUUUUAAACUGUACAUGACAGAACGAUGAAUUAAGGUUUAAAUCCUCUUGGGUAGGCUUUGUGUGUGUGCGGGUGUAUGUGUGUAUGUUCCUUUGUUUGUUCGUUUAGUCCUCGUGUGGUGGCUUUGUGUGUGUGCACGUGUGUGUGUGUGUGUGUGUGUGUGUGUGUGUUUGUGGUGUGCACGUCUGCGUGCUGUAGGUUUCGUUUUGGGGAGGCUGCGAUUUUGGUACGUGGCAUUCCCUGUUUGAUAUUUGUCUUUGUUUUUAAAAGUAAGGUAUGACAUAGAUAUAAAAGUCCCGAUGAAGUUAUAUGAUGUUUUUACAUUAAUCGUUUGGCACUACAAGCUUAAGUAGUCAAUAAUUAGUCAUUUUUCUUGUAGCGAGUAUAACACUUAACAUUUCACCCUUUUGAGAGCUGUUUUACUAACAUACAUGUACCUCUGAAUGAUAUAACCUGCAUACUAAAUUUUGUUAAAGUAAAAUAACUAAGCUUAAUACCACAAAUCACCUGAAAGGGAAGUAAGAUCAUCAACAAUUGUUUGUUACUUACCUCUAGAUUUUGGCUAAAAAUGAUCUUUCUUUAAAACUGAAGUUUGGUCAUAUUAUGAACAUCAGAACAUGAAACAUGUUUUUUUCUAAACUAUCUUAAAAAUGCCAAAUCAAAGAAAGAAAAAAGAGAAGGAAAACCCAUAUAUUUCCCUGGUCGGGAAUCGAACCCGGGCCACCUCGGCAAUAAAACUUUGCAUGCGUUCUUGACCAGUGCGCAACGGAAGAAUAUCUACUUAAUGAUCGUUAAAUAUAAAGGUUUAUAAUUAAUACAGUUUAUCUCCGAUACCCGUUCAAAGCCGUUAUGAACACUUUUCAAUUUUGAAUGGAAAAAAGUGCAAACAAUUAAUUCAGAUAAUGUUUCCAUAAGUAACUAAGUUUCAAAGACUUCUUAAGAACUUUGUUUUAUAAAGAUUUUUGUUUUUUGUUAUCAUGUUAUCUGGAGGUCAGAGCCUUUAAUUAGUAAUACAAUAAUAUAAUUAUAUUAGUCACUGUGUGAGUGUGUGUCUAUUCAAUUAUUGUCCGAAAAAACAGGUAAUAUAUAUAUAUUCUUAAUUAUGUUUAACUUUAUUUAUAAGAUUAAUUCUUCCAGCAUUUUUUUAAAUUCCAGUUAUGUGAAGUGUCGUUAUUUAGAUACUCCUGUGGUGUAUUGUCAGUAUUGAUAAAUAUCAGAGAAAAUUUCUCUAUAAAAAUGAAUUCAUGUUAGUUGUGUUUUAAUAAUGGUAAUGGUCUCAUUUAGGAAUGUGUAUUAAACACUAAACUGUUCUAUAUUACCACAUCAUAAUAAUAUUUAGAUAUCAUACAGCUUCAUGAAAAUUGAAAUAAAAAUAAAAUAAUUAUUCAGGACCAACGUGAACGCACACAAUUUAAUUUAAUGAUGAGGAUUGUUUACACCAAAUAGGAAGUGACUACUCAGCGUUAUGUGUGAAGUAGUUCAAAACGUAGUUCCAUGUUGUUGAUGUAAUAUGGUAUAACUAGUCAUAUAGGGACGCGGCGGUUAUAUUUUUGGAAAUGUGUUUUGUUGAUUAAUUGUGAAUUUCCAGGUAAUAACUGCACUGAGAAACUGUCAAUAUACGCAUACUUUAUAAAAAGGAAAUUUCUUAGGAGCAUUUUUAGAGGGUGUAGUUUUUCAAAACAAAUAUAUUUUCUUCUUUGUAACAUAACAUCUGAAUAUUUUUAAAAAAAUGUUGUUUUUUUUUGGCAAAGGUCUAUAAAAGAAAACGGAUCUGAAAUUCUCAUAGAACUUUGAGUUAAAUCUUCCAAAAUCUCGUGAAAGCCAAAUGAGAUCUCGUUCGACAAUGGAGGCACUGUAUUUACUCAUUACAUAAUAGGCGGCUACGCAUUUGACGUAUUGAUAAUACUGCUACGUGAUUUCAGGAGAAAACGGCCAAUUUUAAUUCUGUUGUAUAUCAUUUAUUUAUUUUGGUUAAUGAGACAUGUUAGACUUAUUUGAUAUAUAUAUGUUUUAUAUCAUUGAAAUGCUCCAAAGUACUGAAAAUGAGACCUCAAGAUUUAAUUCUUUAUAUAAAAUAAAGAAGGAACUGAAUUAGUAUAGUGCAACCGUAAGACCAGACGUACUUUUGUGGUUUCUCGAAUUUAUUGGUCCUUUAAAUAGUUCAAUCGUUGUUUAAUUAGUUAUUGUUGAAAUUAUGUUAGCUAAUUCUUUAUUUAUCAAUAAAUGAUAUAUAGAAAUA